Canis lupus familiaris (dog) is the source of this 1669-nucleotide messenger RNA. RefSeq names its product SH3 domain binding kinase family member 2 (gene SBK2). The coding region runs from base 239 to 1357 and encodes 372 amino acids. The transcript has 5 exons. Gene Ontology annotation, molecular function: ATP binding; protein serine/threonine kinase activity. Gene Ontology annotation, biological process: peptidyl-threonine phosphorylation; peptidyl-serine phosphorylation. The record is from RefSeq and is a predicted model, not a curated record. Lineage: Eukaryota; Metazoa; Chordata; Mammalia; Carnivora; Canidae.
UCCAACGGCUUGUGGAGCUGACAGCCACCAGGGUGACCCCAGUGAGGAAUCUGCGUGUCCAGUACCGCCUCAUCCGAGAGCUCGGCUCUGGCUCCUAUGGCCGCGUACUCCUUGCCCGGCCUCGCCAAGGAGGUUUACUCCAGACCCUGGAAGGACCCUUGCAGACCCCCCGACACUUUGCCUUCGCCCAGGAGUACGCACCAUAUGGGGACCUCAGCGGGAUGCUGCAAGAACAGAGAUGCCCGGCAGACAGUCAGAUGAGGAACAGGUGGAGGCAGGGGCUGCUGAAAACGUGGCUGAGGAGAACCUAGGGGGCCUCACGGCAGAGGAGCUGCGGCAGGGCCAGGAGGCAGCCCUGGAGCUAGAGGACAUGAUGGCGCUAAGUGCCCAGACCCUGGUCCAAGCCGAGGUGGAUGAGCUCUACCAGCAAGUUCGUCCCCUGGGCCAGGGCCGCUUUGGCCGGGUCCUGCUGGUCACCCAUCGUCAGAAAGGCACUACUCUGGCACUGAAGCAACUCCCAAAGGCCUCCACUUCUCUCCGUGGUUUCCUGUACGAGUUCUGCGUGGGCCUCUCAUUGGGCGCGCAUUCAGCUAUAGUAGCGGCCUACGGCAUUGGCAUCGAGUCAGCUGACUCCUACAGCUUCUUGACGGAGCCUGUCCUGUAUGGGGACCUCAUCACCUUCAUCCAGCCCAAGGUGGGCCUCCCGCAGCAGGCAGUCCAGCGCUGUGCGGCCCAGCUGGCCUCGGCCCUGGAGCACAUUCACUCCCGCGGCCUGGUGUACCGGGAUAUCAAGCCGGAGAACGUGCUGGUGUGUGACCCAGCCUGCCGGCAGGUCAAGCUCACCGACUUUGGCCACACAAGGCCCCGGGGGACUCUGCUGCGCCUGGCAGGGCCACCCAUCCCCUACACGGCCCCUGAGCUCUGCUGCCCCCCGCCCCUCCCCGAGGGCCUGCCCAUCCAACCUGCCCUGGACGCUUGGGCGCUGGGGGUCCUGCUCUUCUGCCUCCUCACUGGCUACUUCCCCUGGGACCAGCCCCUGGCUGAGGCCGACCCCUUCUACGAGGACUUCCUCAUGUGGCAGGCGUCCCGCCAACCCGAGGACCGUCCUCAGCCCUGGUUCGGCCUGACGCCUGUGGCAGACAGUCUCCUGUGGGGGCUGCUGGACCCUCACCCCCGGAAGAGGUGCUCUGUGAGCUCCAUUCGGGGCUACCUAGGGCGUCCCUGGAGGCAGCGGAAGGAGGAAGCUGAAGAGGGGGAGGAGGGGGGCAAGGAGGAGGAUGGAGAGUUGGGGGGACAGCCCGAGCCCACCUUGGCUGUGGAGACUCAGGAAGGGAACUGGGUGGGCCCUACCUCCUGAGGUCACCUCUGCCUUCUUGAGGGGGCUUUUUGGCUCCUCCUUUGCCCAUUUUCUCCUUUAUACCUUCCUUACUUCCCACAAGGGCAUCCUGUGUCCCUCCCAUGGCCUGGGGGGUGGGGGUCGGGCAGAGACCACUGCAUGUCUCUUCUGCAUCCUUGUCCUCCCCAGGGCUUUGGCACCUGCUGUUCGUCCCCUUGCCUGCAGUCUUGUGGCUCCCUCCUUUGCCUCCCGCACACCAUGGAUGCCUCCACGUCACCUGCUCUGUGAGGCCUGCCCUCAGCAUGCAUGAGGCCCCAAGCAAGUCCCCACUGC